AAAGCACAAUGUUUGAAAAGGAAACAUUUUUGGGCUGCAGGUGUUAACGAUUUAUUUGCUGUAGAUCAGCAUGAUAUGUGGCUAAGAUUUGGCCUUGCUCUUCAUACUGGAAUUGAACCUUUCUCAGGGCACAUCAUGUGGAUCCAUGUGUGGCAUUCUAAUAGGAACCCACAGCUCAUUCUCAGCUACUACUUGGAUACAAUUCAGAAUCUUGAUAUGCCGAUGGUGACACAAAGUGACCCUGGUACCAAGAACUAUGGCAUUGUGAAUGCCCACAUGAUGCUACAGCAGUGGCAUGAUCCUGCGCUGCAAGGCACACUCCAGCAUUGUUGGAUGCAGUCAAAGAAGAAUGUGAUGCCAGAAAUUACAUGGUCGCAGUUAUGCCACCGCUUCACUCCCAGCUUCGAAUCAAUAUUAGACCAGGGAGUCAAUGAAGGUUGGUACAACACCAACAAUACUCUACAAGUAAUGGUAUUCCAUUGGGUCUUCAUUCCUUGGUUGCAAUGCAAACUCAAUGCAUACCAGGAUCGCAUUAAUAACACAGCAAAGAGGUGUGAUCGCAACAAGGUACUUCCGCAUGGUGUUCCCAAUCUCAUCUAUGAGUUGCCUGAAGAUUUCGGUGCUCUGGACUUCAAGGUAUGUCAUACUAAUGUGUCCUUCAAGUUUCAGACACUUACUCAUAAUUUUCAGAUCACCAUAGAACAAGCCACUAUUGAUCAUGUUUGA
Messenger RNA from Suillus subaureus, 726 nucleotides. RefSeq lists its product as uncharacterized. The record is from RefSeq and is a predicted model, not a curated record. The transcript is spliced from 4 exons. The annotation marks the transcript as partial. Lineage: Eukaryota; Fungi; Basidiomycota; Agaricomycetes; Boletales; Suillaceae.